CUAGAAACUUCAGUAAUAAGUAGUAAUCAGCAAACUAGUAAUGUACUAACUAGCAUGAUUAACUAGUAAUUAAUAACUAGUUAACUAAUAAUUUCUGUAAUGUAACUAGGUAGUACUCAGUCAAGUAAUAUAAUUUUUAUGUUGUAUCUAUCUUAUUUAACUUUCUACAACUAGUAAUCUCUAAGCUAUUAACCUCAACUCUUAAUUAUGUUUAUUGUUUGGAUUCUAUACAAUUUUUCAAACUAUUAUGAGUAUUUAUUUUUAUGAUUUUAAAAAUAUGAAAGUAUUAGUUAUGUGAGUUUUGAUAAAUAAAUAUUUGAUUUUCAAAAAAUUAUUAAACAUUUAAACAUUUACCAUGAAUGAAGAACUUACUAAUGAAUUUAAUACCUCCAAAGUUGUUACUGAAAACAAAGAUAAAAUUGAGAUAUUAUUGAAAGCAACUGGUAAUGCACCAAUUCUCAAGACAAAUAAAUGGAUGGUUGAAAAAGAAAAAACAGUGGCAUCUAUUAAUGAUUUUUUACGGAAACUAUUAAAACUAGAACCAUCUGAUAGUUUGUUCUUAUAUGUGAAUCAAGCAUUUGCACCAUCACCUGAUCAGACAAUGAAAAAUUUGUAUGAAUGUUACAACACAAAUGGUCAUCUCAUAUUACAUUAUUGUAAAACCCAAGCUUGGGGGUGAGAUCAUAAAUUUCACAAACUUACAUUUUGUUUCCUAGGAAUUAAAAAUGUUUAAAUUUGUGACAUUGUAUUAUAAAUUUAUAAGUUAUUAUAAUUAUAGAAUUUUUUUUAUUAAUAAAUAUGUAUAUUGUGUAUAAAAAUAAAA
This is a messenger RNA of Rhopalosiphum maidis (corn leaf aphid), 823 nucleotides long. RefSeq names its product ubiquitin-like protein ATG12. The record is from RefSeq and is a predicted model, not a curated record. The coding region runs from base 356 to 679 and encodes 107 amino acids. Gene Ontology annotation, biological process: autophagosome assembly; C-terminal protein lipidation; autophagy of mitochondrion. Gene Ontology annotation, cellular component: phagophore assembly site membrane; Atg12-Atg5-Atg16 complex; cytoplasm. Lineage: Eukaryota; Metazoa; Arthropoda; Insecta; Hemiptera; Aphididae. The transcript is spliced from 3 exons.